AUGCUUGAGCGGAAGAUUAUCAGUAUCAAUGCAUUCAUCACCGAUCUACAAGAAGAAAUUGCAGAGCUUUGUUGCAUCAUCUCGGAGGGUGCCUUUUUGGAGCGAGAGAUACUCGUCGGGAUCUUCAUGCAUGCAAUCUCCCAAGGCACGUCACAUUGGGCCCUGUCUCAUGUGAAUCGCUGGUGGAGACAUGUCACGUUUUCAUCUGGGCCACUCUGGAGUAAAAUCCGACUCUCUCGUUGGGCCAGCAAUGCUUAUCUCACAGGCUACGUAGUCUGUCAUUCGAUGGAGCAGUUUGAACAAGUGGUCAACCAUUCCCAACACGAGAAGCUCGACCUUGACCUUUCCCUGUUCAAAAGUGACAAGUCGCAGUCCAAAAGGCAUAGUGCAGACGCUGUAAGCGUCGAGUGGGUAACCCGAAUCGUGACCUUUCUCAAUGGGGCGCGAGUCUUUCGACGGGCGCGCUCUCUCUGCAUUCGUCAAUCGUGUGCAAAAGCUUUCAACAAGGCUUCCUUUGACGGCAUUGAUUUUCCUGAACUUGAGCGGUUGUCCAUUUACGGAUCGUGCCCCACUAUGCAGAGCCGCAUAGCGAUCACGGCCGGCAAGCUCAAGAUAAUCAGCAUUGACAGAAAAUUGACCUCUUCUGACGCAUCAAAUGAUGACGAUGAAAAUUAUCAAUCGCUCGAAUGGGUUACUCCACUACUCACCACGCUCGCCACCUUUCGCUUUGCAAGCCUGAAUGCAGGCUUUGAUGACUAUUUCGAGGGAAACUUUCAUCUUUUCUCCCAUCUUCGCAUACUGGUCCUCACUGGAGUAUAUAUCAAAAGCGAGGAGGCAACGACGAUCGUAGACUUUGUCCACCUAAAGACUCUAACGAUCAAGCAGACAACAAUCGUGUGGUCGCUCCGACUGCCCAAUCUAAACCACCUGACCUCCAAAUCAUCUAUACUCGCCUUGGAAAUGACCAACCGCUCUACCUCCCCAAGCUGA
Messenger RNA from Serendipita indica DSM 11827, 990 nucleotides. NCBI's taxonomy places the organism in Eukaryota, Fungi, Basidiomycota, Agaricomycetes, Sebacinales, Serendipitaceae. The record is from the annotation of a GenBank genome assembly.